UCCAUCGCGCUUAAGCUCCCUCCUCAUCGGCCUUUCCCUCGCCACUAAAUAUUUCCUCUUCUUCAUUGUCCAGCCAUCCAUCCCCAGCUUCUUCUUCUUCUCCGAUCCGCCAUUGCAUCGAUACCAGAGCUCGAGCGCAGAAGCUUUUGCGCUUUGCACACGUCGCUUUAGUUUCCCGCCAUUGUUGUUCUUGCCUUGGCUUGCCGGGCUCGAGGAACCAAGUCGCCUUUACAGCUCCAAAGCGCGCCAAUUAGGAGCUAGGCAGCAUGCUGGGAGCGAACCUGAAGGCGAGGAAAAGCGCCGCGGUCGUGGAGCUAGGAUCGCUGUCGAUGAAGAAGAAUAACCACCCUCCUCCGGUACCGCCGCCAGCGGCGGGGAAGGCGGCGGUGUUGCCGGCGGUGGGGAAGGUGGCGGCGGAGGAGGUGUGGGAGGUCCGGCCCGGCGGCAUGCUGGUGCAGAAGAGGGUUGCCGGCGACGACGAGGCUGUGCUGGAGGACGUGAAGCCGGUGCGGACCAUCCGGGUCAAGGCGAAGCGCAGCGGCGUGACCCACGAGAUCUACAUCAGCCAGGAGGCGACGUUCGGCGAGCUGAGGAAGCUGGUGGCGGAGCGCGCCGGGGCGCACCCGGAGGACCAUAAGGUGCUGUACAAGGGCAAGGAGCAGGACCCCAAGGCGUUCCUCGACAUGGCCGGCGUCAAGGACCGCUCCAAGAUCGCCGUCGUCGACGACCCCGAGGCCCGCGCUCGGCGCCUCAUCGAGGAGCGCCGCCAGGGACACCUCCAGAAGGCCGGCAAGGCCGUCGCGGCCGUCGCCGCCGAGGUCGACAAGAUCGCGCCCAAGGUGUCGGUGCUGGAGGCGUCGGUGCGGAAGGGGGAGAAAGUGGCGGAGAAGGACGUAGCGACGGUGACGGAGAUGCUCAUGAAUGAGCUGCUCAAGCUCGACGCGGUGGACGCCGGCGGCGACGUGAAGGCGCAGAGGCGGGUCCAGGUGAAGCGGGUGCAGAAGUACGUGGAGACGCUCGACGCCGUGAUGGCCAAGAACGCCACCAUCCAGCGCAAGUCCGGCGCGAAGAAGCAGGUAGAGCAGCCGGCACCACCGGCAAGGCAGCAGCAGCAGCUACCGCAGUCGCAGCGCCACCGCCAGCACCCGCAGCCGCAGCUGCCGCAGCAGCAGCAGGCGCAAACGACGCGGUGGGAGAUGUUUGACCUGCUGUCGUCGCUGCCGACCACGUCGCCGGCCUCCUCAACCACCACCAGCAGCUCAAGCGCGUCGUCCGUCGGCCCGCCGCCGCCCACGAACAAGCUCGACUGGAUGCUCUGAGGAUCGACCACCACCGCAAUCCAAAGCAAAUGCAACAGAGGCUUGUGUGCCAAGAAUUGCACCCAUGUCUCGGCAGAACCCAAGCGGCUCGAUGAUCAAAUUGGGUCAAGCCAAGUAUACUCCAUGUGCUUAGUCCGGUUGGCCACACAUUACCGCCAGUUCAGUCCUAGUUCACCAUGUCAGAGAUGUGAAAGUAUUUUUCAUCUUCUUUUUUCCAUUCUUCUUCCUCGCCGUCAGCAAAUGUUUGAUAUAAAUUCUUUUGUGUGCAUACUGUGAGAAAGAAAGAGCUAGAAAGAGAGUCAGUCAGGUCAGGUUGAUCAAUUAGGGAUCAAUCAAGCAACAAGUGUAUUCGGUUUGGAGGAAUAAGUCGAAAUUCAGAGUUGUGUCCA
Molecule: messenger RNA, 1708 nt
Organism: Lolium perenne
Lineage: Eukaryota; Viridiplantae; Streptophyta; Magnoliopsida; Poales; Poaceae
Product: BAG family molecular chaperone regulator 2
Biological process (GO): protein stabilization
Cellular component (GO): cytoplasm
Molecular function (GO): protein-folding chaperone binding; adenyl-nucleotide exchange factor activity
Source: RefSeq, a predicted model, not a curated record